Molecule: messenger RNA, 1545 nt
Organism: Papilio machaon (common yellow swallowtail)
Lineage: Eukaryota; Metazoa; Arthropoda; Insecta; Lepidoptera; Papilionidae
Product: cytokinesis protein sepA-like
Exons: 1
Coding region: 1-1545 (514 amino acids)
Source: RefSeq, a predicted model, not a curated record
AUGGGGGAGGACACCUCCAUGUCGGACUACACGUGCUCAGAGGACGAGGGCGCCUCCGGGCGCCGGCUGGGAGCUGCGGGCGCCGCGUGCAGCGAGGACGCCGCAAGACAAAACAAGGGAGGUAAGCCGCGGUCAGCGGGCAUGACAUUAAGGUUCCGAACGGGAACGACCCAUAAACGGCCGUUGGCCGCUACAUCCGCAGAUGAGGACGCCCCGGCCGUGGCGCAUAAAGUGGCCUCCUCUUCGACGAGGGGCCGCGUUAGGCGCCCGGUAGGGGUAUACAGCUUCCUCAAGGAGGCAAAGGACUACCUGGCUGAUGGGGGGGAUAGUGAGGGGGAGGACCCCGACCCAAGCUACCGUCCACACGGGAGGAUGACGAGCCCCAAAAUGGCCUCCGCAAAGGCCCCCGACGACGGGACCCCCGGCGCCCUAUCCAGGGGCACGGUCGACGCCCUCGCCGAGGAGGCUCUCAAAAGUGUAGAGAAGAUUAAGGAGGAGAUUAAGAAGAGCAGCCACCUAAAGGGUACUGUGUGGGGCCAAAUUAACCGGGCCACUAAAUGCGUAGUAGAGGCGGUUGAGGGCCUUCGCGAUAUAACGCCUGAAGAAGAGCAGCGCAGGCUCCGUGCGGACAAUGCUCGCCUAACAAGGGAGCUAGAUAUUGUCCGCAACGAGCUGCGUGCCUUCAAACAGGCGUACGUGGAGUCGCAGCGGAAGUCCGCUGCAGCCCCGAGAGAGGCGACAGGGCCCCAACAGCCCAACUUUGAGGAGGUGCUCAGAUGCGCCAUGGAGGAGAUGAAGGGGCAACUCCUGCAGUCGGUAGGCGGGAUGAUCAAUGCCCGCCUACAAGACCUGGAGAUGCGCCUUCCUCCGGAGCCCGUCAUGAGGCCCCCUCUGCGUGCCGACCAACGGCAGCCGCCGCCGCCCCGUCACAAGUCCCGAUCGGGGCUCGUGGAAGGCGCCAUGGAGGUGGAUGGGGAGGCCCAGCCACCCCAAGCGCCCACACCCAGGGCGGUAAAGAAGGCGCCGAAGAAGGGCGCCGCUAAGCGGCCGACUGCCCCCCCGCCUCCUCCUCCCUCCAAGGGAAAACAGGAGGCAGGACAGGCAGACGCGACUCCUCCCCCCCCAACCGCUGGGACAAGCGGAGAGGGGGAAGCCCAGACGGGGACUGCGGGCAACUCCUGGUCCGAGGUUGUCCGGCGGAAGAAGAGGGGAAAUGCGGCUGUUGCUGCUAAUUCCCCCCCCUCAGCCGGAACAACCCGGCAGAUCGCCCCGGCCCCACCAAAGGCCGUUAAAAUCGUUGCCCCAAAAACUGCGGCCAUAGUGGUGACCCUCAAGAAAGGGGCCACCAUGACCACCGCGGAAGGGGCCACGACUGACGCGAAAUACACCGAGGUCCUGGCAAAGGCCAGAUCCGGAGGUCGGGGGGACCACCCCCGAGGAAACCGCGGACCGCCUCGCCGCCGCCCUGGUGGAGGCAGUAGGGAGCUGGGCGGACAUCACCCGCCCAACCAAAAUGGCCGUCCUCAGGAUCACCGGUCUGGAUGA